This is a messenger RNA of Dimorphilus gyrociliatus, 820 nucleotides long. The record is from the annotation of a GenBank genome assembly. NCBI's taxonomy places the organism in Eukaryota, Metazoa, Annelida, Polychaeta, Dinophilidae.
UAUGAGUAAAAAAUUACGGCUACCCAUUCAAAUAACACCGACUGAAAUUUCUUGGCAAUUUUCACAUGUAACUACGCCAUCUACCGACGAACUUGAUGCCUUAUCUUUAUCUGACGACAAAGAUACUUAUUGUGAGAAUACAGAUAAUAAAAAUACUGAUUUAUUAAUACAAAUGAAAUUUGUAUUGAAGAUAACGCAUUAUGAUUUUGGUUGUUUGGAAAAAGUUACUAAAAAUAAAGGAAACUUUUUAAUUAGUAUUAAAGAGAAAAUAAGGAUGAUAUCAAUUGAUAAAAAUAGGAAGAUACUAUCAAAUAGAGUAGUUAAUAGGUUGGUAAACGAUGAAGAAAGUUACCUUUCUCUUUCUGAUAGUUUUCUGUCACAAACCACUGAUAUUGUAUCAUCGAGAACGGAGAGUGAAUUAAGAACUACGGAAGACGUCCUAUCAAGCGAUGGGGAGCAAGAUGAUAAGAAUUAUAUAGAAGGUAUCGACAACUCAGAUAUACAACCACGAGAAAGUCGAGCAUAUUCGUCAAACAGUCAGGGUUCGAACUCCUACACAGAACAGCGGUCUGGCGGUUUGAUUUACGACGACCCCCUGCAUUCGAAAUACGAAUCCAACAGCGAUAAAGAAUCCAGCAAACAGAUUUCUAUUCAAACAUACAACCUAGAUUCGCCCAAAUGUAUAAAAGCAGAAAAAAAAUGGAUUAAUGAUAAGGAUAAUGAUAACAUUAACUUUGGAUUUAUUGGCAAUAAUCUCUUGACUCAUACUUUAAUCAUAGCUUUCAUAAAUUCCAGUAAAAAAAUUCCCACCAACCGUUAA